Messenger RNA from Drosophila mojavensis, 4949 nucleotides. It is a transcript of the gene Sik2, whose product is annotated as serine/threonine-protein kinase par-1. Gene Ontology annotation, molecular function: tau-protein kinase activity; ATP binding; protein serine/threonine kinase activity. NCBI's taxonomy places the organism in Eukaryota, Metazoa, Arthropoda, Insecta, Diptera, Drosophilidae. Bases 453 to 4832 code for a protein of 1459 amino acids. Gene Ontology annotation, cellular component: cytoplasm. The transcript has 8 exons. Gene Ontology annotation, biological process: protein phosphorylation; microtubule cytoskeleton organization; intracellular signal transduction. The record is from RefSeq and is a predicted model, not a curated record.
AGAUCGACGGCAGAGUCGCGUUGCCUUGUUGUGUCGCUGGUCGCUGGUCGCGUUGGUUGUCUCCGUCUUGGCUUGAGUGUUUGCCGGAAGGGUGCUGCGAGGGAGGACAAAUUGCAAAAAGGCGAAUGCCCAAGAAGAGGAAGCGCAAACAGCCAAAUAACGCAAUUGCUGUUUAAAGGAUAAAAACUGACCGAUAAAAGGCAGAAGAAAAACAAUUGAUAAAGCUCGUUAGAAACUAACGCGUGCGCUGCAAUGGAGGAGCGCGCGUUGAGGCGUCUGUAGGGGCGGGGCGCCAGUGCCAAAGCCAGUGCCAGUGCCGUUAGUCGAGAGUCAAGAGUCGAGAGCCAGAGCCAGUUGCAUGCGCCGGGAGCAUGUGCAGCAGCAGCUGCAGCUGCAACGUUUCAGUGCUUGCCUAGCCCAGAGCCGUCCUGCCCGACGGACGCAGCCGGAUAAUGAGCGCAUGCGAGAUGGCCAAGGAUACGAAGGAGUCUGUAGCAGCAGCAGCCAAGGCAGCAACGACUGCCCCAGCGCUGGCUGCGCCCAACAAGGAGGAGCCAGCGGAGGAGCCUGAUCCGCCCAAGGCCAAUGGACACGAGAACGAGCACGAGCAGGAGCCGGAGCUGGAGCGGAAGCUGGAGCAGAACCAGAAUCAGAACCAGAACCAGAAGCAGAAGCAGAAGCUGUCAAAGUCGGGCACCCAGACGAAUGGCCCCGAACAGGAUGCAGGUGAAUCGAAGCUGCAUGCCGACGCAGAUGUGGACGCGUUGGCAACACCUACCUCCAUGGAUGCGCUGGCCAGCUGCAAGGAUGUGCUCCUCGCCCAGAAGCUCUUUGCCAGCGGCGGCAGCGGUCCCAAGGAGCUGCUCAAGCUGAAGGAGCCAAUGCGCGUCGGCUUCUAUGACAUUGAGCGCACCAUUGGCAAGGGCAACUUUGCGGUGGUGAAGCUGGCGCGGCAUCGCAUCACCAAGAACGAGGUGGCCAUCAAGAUCAUUGACAAGUCGCAGCUGGAUCACACCAACCUGCAGAAGGUCUAUCGCGAGGUGGAAAUCAUGAAGAAGCUCAAGCAUCCGCAUAUCAUCAAAUUGUAUCAGGUGAUGGAAACCAAAAACAUGAUUUACAUUGUCUCCGAGUACGCCAGCCAGGGCGAGAUCUUUGAUUAUAUAGCCAAGUAUGGACGCAUGUCGGAGUCGGCGGCCCGCUUCAAGUUCUGGCAAAUCAUCUCCGCCGUGGAGUACUGCCAUAAGAAGGGCAUCGUCCAUCGGGAUCUCAAGGCCGAGAAUCUGCUGCUCGACUGCAGCAUGAACAUUAAAAUCGCUGACUUUGGCUUCUCCAAUCACUUCAAGCCCGGCGAGCUGCUCGCCACCUGGUGCGGCUCACCGCCCUAUGCCGCGCCAGAGGUAUUCGAGGGCAAGCAAUAUACUGGACCCGAAAUUGAUAUUUGGUCCCUGGGCGUAGUGCUCUAUGUCCUGGUGUGCGGCGCCCUGCCCUUCGAUGGGUCCACGCUGCAGAGCCUGCGGGAUCGGGUGCUGUCGGGCCGCUUUCGCAUACCCUUCUUCAUGAGCUCGGAGUGCGAGCAUCUAAUACGCCGCAUGCUGGUGCUGGAGCCGACGCGUCGCUACACCAUUGAGCAGAUCAAGCGACAUCGCUGGAUGUGUCCCGAGCUGCUGGAGCACGCGCUGAUUGCCAAAUACAAUCUGAACAUGGAGCGGCAGGCGGUGCUGGAGCCGAGCGAGGAUAUAUUGAGGAUCAUGUCCGAGUAUGUGGGCAUCGCACCGGACAAGACGCGGGCCAGCCUCAAGAAGAACACCUACGACCAUGUGGCGGCCAUCUAUCUGCUGCUGCAGGAUCGCGUCUCCCACAAGAAGGAGCAGGCGAAGCCCAGCGAAGCGAGCAGCCGUCUGCUCUACAAGAGCAAGCAGUCCCUGAUGCUCGAUCAGUUGUCCACGCCCCAGCAGCAGCAGCAGCAGCAGCAGCAGCAACAGUUGCUGCAACUGCAUCAGCAACAGCAGCAGCAACAGCAGCAACAGCUGCAACAGCAGCAGCAAAGAAAGACAAUAUCCACCGUGAUCCUGGCCAAGGAUCCGACACACAAAAGACUUAGCCGCCAUCAGACUGUCAUGAUGAGCGAGCGAACCACUGCCGAUCCCUACUAUGCGGUCAAGCAGCAGGCCCACAUCCUUGCCCACGUCCAUGGCCACGCCCAGGCCCAUGCUUACGCUCACACUCACGCCCGUUACCUGAACGGGGAUGAGGGUGUGGGCGUGGGUGUGGGCGUGGGCGCGGGCAUGGUCAUGCCCACUAGAUAUACCCCAUUGCCGGCGCCGGGCAGCGCUCGCAUCAGCCAUCAGAGCCUCAGCUCGGCCAGGAGCAUGGCCGGCAGCCAGCGACCGGUUGGCAUCUCGCUGAGCAUCGACAAUACCAGCAGUGGGCAUCCGCUGCCAUCGCUGGCCAACCUCAGGUGUCGCGAGCUGCUGCUCAAUGCCAGCCAGCAGCUGGAGCAGGGCCAUCCGCUUGGCCACCUGCCAUCGCCGGCAGCGGCAGCGGCGCUAGCGACGGCGACGGCGACGGCGACGGCGACGGCGACGGCGCCGGUGCCCAAGCAGCUCCACCAGACCAUUAGCGAGUACAUCAUCAAGCAGAGCACCGAAGACUGUCGUCUGCUCCUGCAGCAGUCCACGGCCAUUGCCGAAGCGAAGAAGGAGGACGAGGAGCAGCUGCUGCCGCUGCCAGCAUCUGCCAUGGAGCAUUCGAGCGCUGCCACGCCCACUGCCGAACAUAGCAAGACAAUAAAAGUGAUGUCCAGCUCGAAUAGCUUCGAUUCCACCGCCAAUCUCAAUCAAAGCUUUCGCUACAAAAUGUCCGCCGAGGCGAACCGACUAUUCCAGACCCUCCAGGAGAGUCCACUGCCAAUUGAGAAACCCAAGCGCAAGGCUGCAACGGCAAAUGGCAAUGGGACUGGGACUGGGACUGGGAAUAGCAACGGCAGCGAGUCUGGCCGAGCUGCGGAGGAGGGCGAGGGAGUCGAGCCGAAGCCCAUUGGAGACGGCCGGGAGAAAAAGACUUUUGAGAAGAAGGUGCUGGCACAGGGCAGCUCCAGCACGGACGAGGGCUGCGACACGGAUCAGGGCAACGAGGUGGUCGCCGCCAAGGAGGGCUCCCAGUCCUCGACGGAUCUGACCAGCGUCCAGGCGAACACGCGCACGCGCUCCUAUGCCAGCAGCAGCAGCUCCAGCGGCGUCCUAGCCGGCAGCUACUCGAAGAGCCUCAGCCAGAAUCUGAGCCGCGGCUCCUCCAAGAGCAACUGCAGCGCCUACGAGAGUCUGGACUUUGUGCUGCCCUCCGUGCCGGACAUUGCCGGCAGUCUGCCCUCCUGCAUGAGCAACUCAAUGCUGGCCGCUGCCGCCGCCGCUGCCGCCGCUGCGGCCGCCGUCUCCAGCGAGCACUCGUCGGAGCGUUCGCUGUACAGCAGCCACAACUCGUGCAUUCAUAUGCCCAGCGCGGUCAAUUUGCUGGUGACGGCGACGCCGACGCCGACGCCGACGGCAACGCCAACGUCGACACCGACGGCGACGCCACCGCCACCGCCGCAGCCGGCGCCGCCGCCCUUUGCGGACAAGCGUUCGCCCAUCCAUUUCCGUGAGGGCCGCCGCGCCAGCGACGGCCUGGUGGCCCAGGGCCUCCUCAGCUCCAGCUCCCUGCUGGGCGCGAGUCGUGUCUAUGGCAGCUAUCGCUACGAGCAGGCCAAGCGCCACGGCUGGCUGGAGAUACAGCAGCUGCAGCAGGAGGCGGCUGUCUAUGCGCCCAGCCACGCCCAUCUGCAUGGCCAUGCCCUUGGCCAAGGCCAUGGUCAUGCUCAUGGUCAUGGUCACGGUCACGGUCACGGUCAUGGCCAUCUGGGCCUCGAGGAGCUGAGCCUGGCCAAUUGUCAAUUGCCACACGGUCAAUUCUAUGCGAUGCCCAUCAAGCCGCACCACACGCUGCACCACCUGCAGCCGCAGCACCACCAGCAGCUGGCCUAUGCGCCACUGCCGCCGCCGCCGCCGCCGCCGCCGUCGCUGCUCUUGGACGCCAGCAGCGAGCUGUUUGCGGGCCAUGGCCAUGGCUGCUAUCAGCCGCCGCCGCCACCGCCGCCGAGCGUCUACCCACAUCCGCAUGCGCACCACCAGCAGCAGCUGGCCAUGUCGCCCAUGCAGAAGCCGCCGCUGCAACAGCAGCUGCUGCAGCACCGCCUGCUCCAGCAGAAGCGGCAGCUCUUCCAGAAGCAAUACGCCCUGGAGGCGCAGCUGGCCGGACGCCAUCAGCACCAGCACCAGCACCAGCAUCAUCAUCAGCAUCACCAUCACAACCAUGGCCAUGUCCACUACAACCACAGCCUGGUGCAUGGGACACCGCCGCCGCCGCCGCCGCCAGCGCCCGCUGGCCCGCCCGAGCACCACCUGGCCGAGGAGCUGUACGAGCUGGCCAUGCUGGAUCGGCCGCGCAGCGGACCGCCACGACUGCAGCACUCGCUGACCAUGCCGGGCGCGCACGCCUUUAGCCAAAUGAAUCUGAAGACCUCCUACAUCAGCCAGCCGGAGGCCCUGCCCAGCGCCGGGCCCGUGGCGUCCAGCUCGGCGCCACCGCCGUCCACAACACCGCCGGCAACACCGCCCCAGGCGCUGCUCAACAGCCACGUGGUCCAUGGCCACGAGUCCGACUAUCAUGUGCGGGCGCAGUCGAGCGCAUCGGCGCCUCCGGUGCUCAGCCUCUUCACGCCCAGCUGGCAGACACUGGUGAAGCCGCUCAGCGAGAGUCCCAUACUGGAGAUCUCCGAGCAUCUGGAGUCCGUGUGAGGAAGAAGAAGAAGAAGAAGAGCCAACAAAAAAUAACCAAAAACCUUUCAAUACGCUCGCUAUCGCAAUCGCAAUUACAACAACAACAAAUCUAAAAUCUAAAUAUAAUAAUAAUAA